Messenger RNA from Syngnathus typhle (broad-nosed pipefish), 3050 nucleotides. RefSeq names its product bone morphogenetic protein/retinoic acid inducible neural-specific 1 (gene brinp1). The coding region runs from base 419 to 2698 and encodes 759 amino acids. The transcript has 8 exons. Gene Ontology annotation, biological process: negative regulation of mitotic cell cycle; positive regulation of neuron differentiation. The record is from RefSeq and is a predicted model, not a curated record. Lineage: Eukaryota; Metazoa; Chordata; Actinopteri; Syngnathiformes; Syngnathidae.
AUCACACGCAUACACACCUUCUCCAACCGCAAAGCCCGCCGCUGUGUGACAGGAAGCCACAGGAACGAUAUAGACCCAGCGAGUAACACACUCACACACACACAUACACAGAGAGAGCUCCUUCCUGACGGACUUUUUUCUUCUUGUCAUUCUGUGUGCACUAUAGCGACCAAGCCCUGGAUUUCCCCCCCCCCCCCCUCUCCCCCCCGAGCAUGAAAAGGAUUGCCAGGAUUGCCCAAUUAGCCGCAAUCCAGCAUCAGCAGCAGCAGAAGCAUCGCCGUGACCGAGCACCGGAUGCUCCAGCAGAAGUUGUUGUCCGCGCAAGUCACACAGGGGGGCCGAGACUCGGAGGGGAGCAUCUGAUUUAGGUCUCCACAUAAUGGAGCGAGAAUGAACAGAGAGCGGCUGAAAAAAAAGCAUGAACUGGAGGUUUAUUGAGGUCAUCUGCUUCCUGUUUAUAUGGGACCAUAUAACAGUUCAGUCUUCCCGCCAGGACCCAUUGGCCACUGAGCAACAUGUUGCCAAGCAGUAUGACUGGCUCAUCUCCGACCGCGGACCGUUCCACCACUCACGCAGUUAUCUGUCCUUUGUGGAUAGAUUCCGCCAAGGAUUCACGACCAGAUAUAAAAUUUAUAGGGAAUUUGCACGUUGGAAGGUGAGGAAUACAGCGAUCGAGAGGCGGGACCUGAUCCGGAACCCCGUGCCGCUCAUGCCCGAGUUCCAGCGCAGCGUCCGCCUGCUGGGCCGCAGACCGACCACGCAGCAGUUCAUCCAUACCAUCAUUAAGAAAUAUGGGACCCACAUUCUCAUCUCGGCCACGCUGGGAGGGGAGGAGGCGCUGACGAUGUACCUGGCCAAAAACAAGCUGGACAGGAAGCUCGCCAAUGCCACUCAAAAUGUGGAAGCCCUCCACCAGCUGGCCUCCUCCUACUUCAUCGACCGUGAUGGCACAAUGAGGAAGCUGCAUGAGAUCCAGAUCUCUACCAAUGCUAUCAAGGUGACAGAGACACGCACCGGCCCGUUAGGAUGCAGCAGCUACGACAAUCUGGACUCGGUCAGCUCCGUCCUGUUGCAGAGCCCCGAGAGCAAGCUUCAUCUGCAAGGUCUUCAGGUGAUUUUCCCAGAGUACCUUCAGGAGAAGUUUGUCCAGUCAGCUCUGAGCUACAUCAUGUGUAACGGCGAAGGAGAGUACCUGUGCCGCAACAACCAAUGCAUCUGCCAAUGUGGCGACGAGUAUCCCCAGUGCAACUGUCCCAUCACCGACAUCCAGAUCAUGGAGAACACCAUGCUGAGCAUGGCUGAGUCGUGGGCGUCCUCCUACAAAGAAUUUGAGAACUCCGAUGAGUUCAAGUCCUUCCUGAAGAGGCUGCCCUCCACUCACUUCCUGCCCAUCAACAGCGUGCACUUGCUGUGGGGUAGCGACUGGGACCUGCAGGCUCGCUACAGGCUGCUCCAGAGCUCCCUAGAGGUCCAGCGGAUCAAGAUCCAGCGCACUGCCCGCAAGCUCUUUGGCCUCAGCAUCCGCUGUCACCACAAUCCCAACCACCAGAUGCCCAGGGAAAGGUCGGUGAUGCAGUGGCUCAACAGGGUCCAGUCUUUCCUCUACUGCAAUGAGAACGGCUUUUGGGGAACCUUCCUGGAAAGCCAGCGAACGUGCGUGUGCCACACGGGUGCCACCCUGUGCCAGCGACCCAUCCCUUGCGUCAUCGGGGGUAACAACAGCUGCGCCAUGUGCAGCUUGGCCAACAUCUCGCAGUGCGGCUCAUGCAACAAGGGCUACAAGUUGUACCGUGGCCGCUGCGAGCCCCAAAAUGUGGACUCGGAGCGGAGUGAGCAGUUCAUCAGCUUCGAAACGGACCUGGAUUUUCAGGAUCUGGAACUUAAGUACCUGUUGCAGAAAAUGGACUCCCGACUGUAUAUCCACACCACGUUCAUUAGUAACGAGAUCCGCCUGGAGACUUUCUUUGACCCUCGUUGGCGUAAGCGCAUGUCCUUGACACUCAAAAGCAACAAAAACCGCAUGGACUACCUCCACAUGAUCAUCGGCCUGUCCAUGAAGAUCUGUCAGAUGCGCAACAGCAGCAUCGACCCCAUGUUCUUCGUCUACGUUAACCCAUUCAGCGGCAGCCACUCGGAAGGUUGGAGCAUGCCAUUCGGUGAGCACGGUUACCCCCGCUGGGAAAAGGUGCGCCUUCAGAACACCCAGUGCUUCAACUGGACCCUGUUGUUGGGCAACCGCUGGAAGACCUUCUUCGAGACCGUCCAUAUCUACUUGAGGAGCCGAGCCAAGAUCCCCACCGGGCUCCGCAACGACACGGGUCCCGUCGAUCUGGCAGACCCAAACAAACGGCAGAUCUACAUCAAAAUAUCCGACAUUCAAGUGUUUGGCUACAGCCUGCGCUUCAACGCAGACCUCCUCCGCAGCGCCGUCCAACAGGUCAACCAGUCGUACACGCAGGGAAGUCAGUUCUACUCUGCGUCGUCCGUCAUGCUCCUGUUACUGGACAUACGGGAUCGGAUUAACCGUCUCGCCCCUCCCUCUGCACCCGGCAAACCCCAGCUGGACCUCUUUUCAUGUAUGCUGAAGCAUCGGCUCAAGCUCAACAACAGUGAAAUGAUCAGGGUCAAUCAUGCCUUGGACAUGUACAGCACAGAGAUAUUAAAACAAUCAGAUCAUCUGACUGCAAAAUUGUGUUGAUCACUUUAAGAUGUCCAACGUAAGGACGGAGAACAACACAGAAAAAAUGCCCGCCAAUGAACUGAACCUCCCGGGUGGGCUCUUAUUUCAUUUUUUCUUUUGCCUUUUUCCUCUUUUGGACCUUUUCUGCCUUUUUGAUGUAACUCAAACUUUCUAAGCAUAAUUCGUAAAAAGAGGGGGAGGAAACGAAAAAGGCAUCUAUGAAAGGACGAUGUUAAUCGGAACUAACGUUAUAGGACUGUAACAUACGUGUCCAAGCAUGUCUGUUAUUCCUCCAAAGAACUUUGUCAGAGAGAGAGAGAUUUAAAAAAAAAAAAAAAGAAUACUCACGAUAAAGAGGCCUUGAUCGGAA